AUGACUGGAGAUCUGACUGGACAAAUUACCAGACAACUGAGUGGAGAUAUGAGUGGUAUAAAGCUCUGUUUCUCUCUCACUGUGACGGCGAGACCAAAAGCUGUAGUGAAGGUGACUCCAGAUCAGCGUGUGUUCAGAGGAGAGACAGUCACUCUCACAUGUGACAUACAGGGAGCAGGAGACAUUCAGUGGACAUACAGCUGGUUUAAAGAUGGAAACACUUUCUAUCCAUACAGAACAACAACAGCAGAGUUCAGUUUCAGAGCUGAUUAUGUGUCUUACAGUGUUAAAUACAGAUGUAGAGGAGAGAGAUCAGACUCACAGAGAUCAUCGUUCAUCAGUGCUGCUGUUACACUGACUGUAUCAGAUUUACCAACAUCUACACUGACUGUGACUCCAGACAGUCCUGUAUUCACUGGAGAGAGAGUGAUUCUGACGUGUGAGAUAACAUCUUAUUACAGUAACUGGAGAUAUGAGUGGUAUAAAGGCAGUGUAAUGUUACAGACGUCUGAGCGUUACACUGUAAACACAGACACUCUCACUAUCAGAGGAGCUACUGAGUCUGAUGCGGGUCAGUUCUGGUGUAGAGGACAGAGAGAUGAAAGACCAAACUCAUCACAAUCAAGCUCUGCUGUUCCUGUCACUGUGAAGGGUGUUUCUCCUUCAGUGUCUCUGGUGGUCCGUCCCAGCAGAAGUCAACACUUCUCAUCUGACUCUCUCUCUCUGAGCUGUGAGGAUCAGAGGAACUCUACUGGAUGGACAGUGAGAAGAUACACAGACAGAAACACAGAAAAUUGUUCAAAACUAUCAGGAUCUAGAUGUCGAAUCGACUCCCUCAACACAUCUGACUCUGGAGUUUACUGGUGUCAGUCUGAAUCUGGAGAGAAAAGUCAUCGUCUCAAAAUCUCUGUUCAUGAUGGUGAUGUGAUUCUGGAGAGUUCUGUUGAUCCUGUGAUUGAGGGACAUACUCUGACUCUACACUGUUUACAUCGAUCUACAAACUCCCCGAUCCUCAGAGCUGAUUUCUAUAAAGACGGAUCACUCGUCCAGAAUCAGACGACAGGAGAGAUGAACAUCACGACUGUCUCAAAGUCACACGAGGGUUUCUACUACUGUAAAACAGAGAGAGGACAGUCACUGCACAGCUGGAUCUCAGUCAGAGAGAAGAAAGAAAAUCAUGCAGAUUUAGAACAACAUGGGGAGAAGGAAGAAAAUCAUGCAGAUUUAGAACAACAUCUUGCGUCACGUUCAGGUCAGAUUUCUGUCUUCAACAUCCUCAGUUUUCUUCUGGCAGCUUGUCCGUAUCUGCUGGCGACAGUCGUGCUGCUAUUCAAAUACUACAGAGCGAGAGUUCCAUCUACUGAAGACCAAAGCCAGUACGCUGUAACAGAGGAAGAAACUUAACCUGAUAUUCCCUCCAUCCAUCCAUCCAUCCACCAAUCAUCUUGUCCUCUGUAGGGUCACAUUAUGCUGGAUUCAACCCCGGCGUCUUGAGCUGAAGGCAUGGAAAACCCCUGGAUGGAUGGUUCACUCAUACCUACACACAAUUUACUGUCUCCAGUUCAGCUCUCAUGCAUAUGUUUAGAUUGUAAACCCACAACAACACAUGGAGAACAUGCAAACUCCACACUGAAAGGGCUCCUAGCUCAGCCGGGACUCAAACUGGGACCUUCCUGCAUUCUGAGCCCUAAAUGAGUCUUAAAUGUUAAAUGUGUCUGCAGAAGACCAAAGCUAGUAUGCGGUAACUCAUCUACAUAUUAUUGCUAUCAACAUAUUUUAUAUAUACAUUUACUUGUCUUUAAAGUCUGUUCUGAUUUUAUAUGCUUUAAAUUAGAUUUUUUAAGAACCUUAAAAAGGUUCAGCAGCUUUAUCGUGUGAUUUUUGUCUGUUCUUAUAGUGAAAGCUUGAUGCUUUGUUGUCUGCUCUAGAUUACUUGUUUGAGUAAUUAGCCAACAUGCAUAUAUUUUUAUUCUGUAUCAUGUUCUGUAUGAAUGAAUAAAAUUAAUAUGGGUGUAUUCCAGAGAGCAUAAUAAAUAUAUAUUGUUUAUGCAAUCCAAAAAUAAUGUCAUAGUGUCAGCCACAAUCGAAUGAUGAACCUGUAAUGAACUCUUUUGAAGGCAUUUCAUCAUUCAAAUUCAUUGUAAUCUAUUGAAAGUGUUUAAUAAAAAUAAAUACAUUUUAAA
Cyprinus carpio (common carp) is the source of this 2183-nucleotide messenger RNA. RefSeq names its product Fc receptor-like protein 5. The coding region runs from base 1 to 1404 and encodes 467 amino acids. Gene Ontology annotation, biological process: cell surface receptor signaling pathway. NCBI's taxonomy places the organism in Eukaryota, Metazoa, Chordata, Actinopteri, Cypriniformes, Cyprinidae. Gene Ontology annotation, molecular function: transmembrane signaling receptor activity. The transcript has 10 exons. The record is from RefSeq and is a predicted model, not a curated record.